Molecule: messenger RNA, 4233 nt
Organism: Anopheles nili
Lineage: Eukaryota; Metazoa; Arthropoda; Insecta; Diptera; Culicidae
Gene: anne
Product: probable cation-transporting ATPase 13A4
Exons: 2
Coding region: 1-4233 (1410 amino acids)
Biological process (GO): intracellular calcium ion homeostasis; polyamine transmembrane transport
Cellular component (GO): membrane
Molecular function (GO): ATP hydrolysis activity; P-type ion transporter activity; polyamine transmembrane transporter activity
Source: RefSeq, a predicted model, not a curated record
AUGAUGCCACUGGCGGAAGGAGCGUCCGGAACGGACCGGUACGCGGCAGCAGGGUCGGCGUCCGGUGGACCAGCCACCGCCGACGUUCAGCUGGACACCACGCUCACCGAUCAUCACCAACGUGCCACGGACCGGUGGCCACACGACGUCGGUGUUGACGGCCCUGCUGCCGGGGAUGAUGCCGUGUGUGACGAACCGAACCGAACGGUGGUGGUGGCCACACCGGGGAAGCACGAGCAGGACGACGACGUUGGGCUGCCGGUGACGGCGGUACAGAUCAAGAAUGCGCGUAAGUCUAAGGGGCCAGCGAAUCACAGGCACGCGCCCCAGCGGGCACAUCAGCGGUACGAUCUUGAGCAUGAAAAAACCCAUCCUGACGGUGUGUCUACUUUAGCCGAGCUGCUGCAGGAGUCCAGCCUGCAGGCGUCCGUGCACGAUAUCCUGAAUGAUGGCGAGGAGGAUCAGAUGUUUAUCACCGGCUAUGCGAGGUGUUUGCGCAAGACGAUGCUGUGUUACGUUGGGUUCCUGCUGACGUUCGGUGUCCUGCGGUUGGUGAUGCAUUGGCGCCGGCAUUGGUUGCUGUUGGCGACACAUCGCGAGUGUUCGCUGGAGCACGCGGAAAAGGUGCUGAUUCAUGAGGCGUACCAACGGAAGCACGAUCUGUACUACGUGAAGGAUGUGAUCGAGCUUAGUGGCGAUGUUAUCAGGGAAAUUGUGAACGAGAAAAAGAAACCAACGUCCAACAACGCGCGCAACGUGAUCAAGGAACUGAUCCAAAAUGGCAUCACGGAUUACGUCGGGUUCUUCCGUUCCCUUGACCCGUUUCAGGUCGUUUACCAUCGCAGUGGCGGCCGCUUCGAACACGCCAGCACGAUGCGGUACUUCUGCUGCAAAAAGCUCCGCUACAUCUGGUGUGACGAUAACAAGAAGUUCACGAAACUCCAGGGCCUAGACGUGGAGGUCCCGAGCGUCCUGAUCCACCACGCGAAGGGACUAUCGGUGUACGAGCAGAACGUCCGUCGGUUGAUCUACGGCAGUAACGAGAUCUUCAUCCCCCUGCGUAGUGUCCUGACGCUGCUAUUCCUCGAGGUGCUCAAUCCGUUUUACGUGUUUCAGAUCUUUUCGGUGGUGCUGUGGUUUUUCUACGAGUACUACUAUUACGCGGUCGUGAUCGUGCUGAUGAGCGCUUUCGGUAUUACGGUGUCGAUCAUUCAGACCCAGCGCAACCAGCGGGCGCUUUAUUCGACGGUUAAAAGCACCGACACGGCCAUGGUGGUGCGUGACACCAUGGAAUCGGAGACGAUCGAGACACGCUUUCUGGUGCCGGGUGAUGUCCUCGAAAUUCCGGCCACCGGUUGCACGAUGCAGUGCGAUGCGGUGCUGCUGUCCGGCAACUGCAUUCUAGAUGAGUCGAUGUUGACGGGUGAAAGUGUACCGGUGACGAAGACACCGCUACCGCUGAAGCGCGAUCUGAUCUACAAUCGUAAGGAGCACGCACGUCACACGCUGUUCUGUGGAACGCGAGUCAUCCAAACGCGUUACAUCGGCAGCGAGAAGGUCCUGGUGAAAGUCCUGAACACCGGUAACAUCACGGCGAAGGGUGGUCUCAUUCGGUCGAUCCUGUACCCACCACCGGUGGACUACAAGUUCGAGAAAGACUCGUACAAGUUCAUCACCGUGCUUGGGAUCGUGGCGUUUUGUGGGUUCGUGUACACGCUCUACACCAAGAUCAGCCGGAGCAUUGAUGCGGUGAAAAUUGUCGUCGAAUCGUUGGAUCUGAUCACGAUCGCUGUACCACCGGCCCUGCCAGCUGCGAUGACCGUGGGGCGGAUGUACGCCCAGAAACGCCUAAAGCGCAGUAACAUUUACUGCAUCUCGCCGCGUGCGAUAAACGUGUCCGGAAGUAUCGAUUGUGUGUGCUUCGACAAAACGGGCACGCUGACGGAGGACGGGCUGGAUAUGUGGGGUGUUUUGCCAAAGGACUCCACCAAUAGCUUCCAGAUUCCGCUUAAGGACAUCAUGCGGUUGCCAAUGAGCGAUCACUUGCUGUUCGGGAUGGUAACGUGCCAUUCGAUCACGUUCGUGAAAGGUGAGAUGCGAGGAGAUCCUCUCGAUCUGAAGAUAUUCGAAUCCACCGGGUGGAUUCUGGAGGAAGCGAACGUAUCCGAUGAGACCAAGUACGACAUGCUGUUCCCAACGAUCGUGAAGCCACCGCGCGGGGAUUCCCGGGAUGAAUUGAACCUUGAGCUGGACGUAACGUACGACAACUCGAACGACAUCGGUAUUGUGCGGGAGUUUUCCUUUACCAGCGCACUGCAGCGUAUGUCCGUGAUCACGCGCAAGGUAUCCGACAAUCACUUCAACGUGUACGUGAAGGGCUCGCCGGAGAUGAUCAGCUCAUUGUGCCGCCUGGAAAGCAUUCCGGAGGACUUCCAGUCGAAGUUGGGUUUCUACGCGCAGCAAGGAUAUCGCAUCAUUGCCAUCGCGUACAAGCAGCUAGACAAGAAGCUGAACUACCCGAAGGUGCAGAAGAUCGCACGCGAGAAGGUCGAAUGUGAGCUGGAGUUUUUGGGUUUUGUGAUCCUUGAAAAUCGUCUGAAAACCGACACGGAAGAGGUGAUCGAAAGCUUGAACGCGGCCAACAUCCGGUCCGUGAUGGUGACGGGCGAUAAUCUGCUGACUGCUGCGAGUGUCGCUCAUGACUGUGGUAUGAUACUGCCGGGUCAGAAUCUGGUAACCGUGACGGCACACGCGGACAAGCGAAAUCCGGAUCACUACUUCCUCUCGUACGACAUUACGGGGCAACCGCAGCUCACGCAAUCCGACAUCAUCAACGACAACCAGGUGGCGGGAAAGCCAGAUGGUCCGUUAAAGGUGAAGGAAAAUGGAAACUACGCGCUGAUGACGGAAUCGAAUAGUAUCAGCAGCUCGAUCGAUACCUGUACCAUUUCGACGCAACUCAGCACAAACUUCGAAAAGGAUCAUCACUCCCACCGGAUCACGAUCGAGCCGGAGCAUGAUUGCAGUUCCAUCGUCGACGUUAAGGUGGUCAACGGAGUGGCAAACGAUCGGAUGAUGCUGGCCAAGGCAAGCUCCGGAUCGUUCCGGUUCGCGUUAACCGGUAAAACGUGGGCAAUCAUCAACGAACACUUCCCGGAGCUGGUGCACAUGGUCACGACGUUUGGGACGGUGUUCGCGCGCAUGUCACCCGACCAGAAGCAACACCUGAUUACGGGUUUGCAGAACCUCGGCUAUUACGUGGCGAUGUGUGGUGACGGUGCGAACGAUUGUGGUGCGCUGAAAGCCGCCCACACCGGCAUUUCGCUCUCGGAAGCUGAAUCAUCCGUGGCGUCACCGUUCACGUCGAAAAACCCAACCAUCGCGUGUGUGCCUAACGUGAUCAAAGAGGGCCGGGCUGCGCUGGUUACGUCGUUCGGUAUCUUUAAGUUUAUGGCCGCGUACUCACUCGUCCAGUUCGCGUCCGUCGUGAUCCUGUACUCGAUCGAUUCCAACCUCACCGAUUGGCAGUAUCUGUACAUCGAUCUGUUCAUCAUCUCGAUCGUGGCGUUCUUCUUCGGUAAAACGUCCUCGUACGAUGGGCCGCUGGUGAAACAGACGCCUUCCAACUCGCUAAUAUCGCUCGCACCGUUGCUGUCUCUUGCCAUGCACAUGAUGGUCGCGAUCGGCAUCCAGCUAGCGGGUUGGUAUCACGUCCAAGCUCAACCAUGGUUCGAACCGUUCAACUACACCUCCGAUCGAGAGCUGAACGAUCACGGUUGCUUCGAAAACUACACCAUCUUCUCCAUCUCUUGCUAUCAGUACUUGAUACUCGCGAUCGUCUUCUCGAAAGGCGCCCCAUAUCGCAAGUCCAUCUUCUCCAACUACGGCUUCAUCAUCAGCAUCGUGGUGAACGCGGCGAUUGCGGUCGUCCUGACCGUUUACCCACCCUCCUGGAUCGCGAACCAGUUCGAGCUAGUCAUGCCACCCGAGGACGAGUUCCGCUUCCGGCUGUACCUCGUCGCGUACGGUGUGAUCAACUUCCUGCUCUCGCUGCUCAUCGAGAAGGUGAUCGUGGACGAGAUCGCGUUCAAGCGGCUACGCUACCGGUGGCACAACGUGGCCAAAUCACGCCGCAAGUACUUGCAGAUCCAGCACAACUUCCAGCGGGACAUCCAUUCGCCGAGCGACUUUAAAACCGUGUUCGGGUGGUCGAGCGAAAAGUACGAUUACUGA